Messenger RNA from Drosophila ficusphila, 626 nucleotides. RefSeq lists its product as uncharacterized. Bases 420 to 581 code for a protein of 53 amino acids. The record is from RefSeq and is a predicted model, not a curated record. The transcript has a single exon. NCBI's taxonomy places the organism in Eukaryota, Metazoa, Arthropoda, Insecta, Diptera, Drosophilidae.
UUAUUUAUGCUGAAUUAAAAAAGUGUUUUAAAAAAGUCAACUUAGAAUUAAUUUAUAUUAUAUUAUUUUGUUGUUAGAUGGGGCAAGUCAAUAAAACCGAUUUUAAAGACGAAUAACUAAGAAAUUAGUAUUCGUUAACAUAUCAUAUGGAUCCUGUACACUUAAACUGGAUCGGAGAUUAAACCCAUAAGAAGUUUCCUAAAAUAGAGUUAAUACCUAUUUCUAAAUAAAACAAUGAGCACGCGUUAAAGAACUUUUGUAAAAACCUUUUGGUGUUUGCCCAAUUGUUUCUUUUCAUGAGAUUUUGAACGCAAUUAUCACGCAGGCAUUUGUGUCAAUAUUUAAUAUUCCAAGAAGGGAAAGUAUAAAACUGAGAAAUUCUGUUACCAACUUAUCACAGUUUAAUCAAAGCUUUAAAGAUGAAGUUCUUCGCCAUCCUUGUCCUCCUGUGCGCAAUCCUUGGAUUUGCUAUGGCCGCAUCCAGCACGUCAACGACGGAGGCUUCAGACACUACUCAGAGUCCUUCAAAAUCUCCUUGUGGUGGACCCUGCGGCAAGAAAUUGUACUUCUUCUACAAAUAAGAACUCAAGUCUUAGCAAAACACAAAUAAACAAAUUUGAAUACUA